CUUCUUUCUCAUCUCACCAGUCUCACUGAGAUUGUGUGCUCUGAACAUACUGAGGGAAUUCAACAGCAGCCCUUGACAUUUUGUUAUUUUUAACAUUUAAAUUCGAAGUUUGUCAAGUUUAUGUUAGGAAGAGUUUAAAAGUUUAUUUUCUACAGAAAUAACAGUGACUUAAUCGCCAUUUAUGAUCUGAGGAUGGUAUUGAUGUGCGCGCCCUGACGCACAGACGGACACGCGCGGGUUUAUCAAGAGGUGUGAAGUCACGGUGUCGCCUUAUUCUUAGCUGGAUAUCGCACUUGCUCAUACAGUUUUACGCUAAUAUUAUGGUGGACAGUGGAAGCACGUGAAACUGGUAUAUUACGGGAAUGGCUUUCCAACGACGUUUCAUAACGACCGGUAAAUCAAUAUGGUUUCAUAUUAAACUGUGGACGUCUGCAUAAGCCUUUCACCUGUGAAUAAACACUGCCAAAAUGGAGACAUGGACGUUCAUUUCCAAUAUGUCCCUCCCUAAGUCCCUUCUUAAUAAUAGCUUCUUCCCAGGAAACGAAUCCGACUUUGGUCUGGAAAUUUACCCCCACAAUGGCUCUCACUCUGGAUUUGGCCAUACCAGUUCAGUAGUCAUCACGUUUGUCUAUUUUGUAGUAUGUGCUGUGGGGCUAUGCGGUAAUGCCCUGGUCAUAUACGUCAUCCUCCGAUAUGCCAAGAUGAAGACGGUCACAAACAUAUAUAUAUUAAACUUGGCCAUAGCAGAUGUUCUGUGCAUGCUGAGCCUGCCCUUUAUUGCCAUUCAACUAGCACUUCUCCACUGGCCCUUUGGGUCCGCUAUCUGCCGCGUCGUCCUGACCGUGGAUUCAAUGAACCAGUUCACCAGCAUAUUCUUUCUGACAGUCAUGAGCUUCGAUCGCUACCUGGCCGUGGUGCAUCCAAUAAAAUCCACCAAAUGGCGAAAGCCGCGUGUGGCCAGAGCUAUCAGCCUGGCCAUGUGGGGUGUGUCUCUGCUGGUCAACCUACCGAUUAUGAUCUACAGCGGUGUGAACACUAAAAGGAACGAAGCACGGACGUGCACCAUGCUGUGGCCAGAGCCACAGAACAACUACUACACCGCUUUCAUCUUCUAUACAUUUUUCUUGGGCUUUUUCCUACCGUUGAUAGUGAUCUCCAUGUGCUACCUGCUCAUCGUCAUUAAGGUGAAGUCUUCGGGCAUGCGGGUGGGUUCCACAAAACGGAAGCGGUCGGAGAGGAAGGUCACACGCAUGGUGUCCAUUGUGGUGGUGGUGUUUGUGCUUUGCUGGUUACCUUUUUAUGUAUUUAACGUGACCUCUGUGACUGGAACUGUGCCGUCCACACCUGUGCUGAAGAGCACUUUUGACUUUGUGGUGGUUCUGGGUUACGCAAACAGCUGCGCCAAUCCCAUUCUAUAUGCCUUUCUGUCGGACAACUUUAAGAAGAGUUUUCAAAACGUCCUGUGUUUGAAAAGAGUCAGCGGCUUGGAUGAGAUCGAGCGCAGUGACAGUCGACAGGACAGGACUCGAAUGGUCAAUGACGUCAUGACAGAAACGCAUAACGCAGCGCUGCUCAAUGGAGACCUUCAGACCAGCAUCUGUACAAAUGAGGCACACAUGCACAGAAAUCUAAACACCGGACCACCCAAUGUCUCCAUUCUCAGUGUGGGAAUGGCACAAAGUUGCCCGGAGGGGAGGUACUUGGACAGGCUGGUACGAGAGUGUGUGUCCUGCAGCAUGCUCUGUCAUAAUUCUGUGAUUCUCCCACGCUGCUCAGAAUAUUGUGUGGCCUGGAGAUGCAAAUCUGUGCCUGGCCAGUUCUAUGACAGACUGCUGAAGAAGUGUUUGAAGUGCUCAGAGAUGUGUGGCACUCACCCCUCAGCCUGCUCAGGAGUGUGCAAGACAACAAACGCCGUGUCCGUGACGCAGAGGCCUAACCGUGUGUCUGCAGUACAGCUUUUCACCACCAGAGGGCGCUCGGCAGUCCGAUCAGAGCUGUACUCAGAGGUGCUGGUUUAUUCUCUGCUGGGUCUGUGUAUAGCAGUACUCAUGUGCACACUCACCGCAGCCGUACUGGUUCUGCUAAAGAGAGCAAAGAGCCACAAACAGGAGAACCUGCAGCCAAACAAACAUGGACAGUCAUCUAAAGAUUCUCUGAUGGCUCGGGCUGAUAAAACAUCCCAGGAGGACAGUGUGAAUCAGGACAGACCGAAGGCAACAGAAACCUGUGUUUAUUGUUUCUCUGACCACACGAGGGCGCCACACGUGGUUUACCAGCAGGCCGGACCUCAGCACUCUGCUCCCGAUGCGUGUCAGGACAACCGUCGCCAAGACAACCAUUACCAGGACAACGGACCGCUUAAUCAUCCAGCUAAUAUUAAUUACGAUAAGACAAGAUCCUUCAGAAUUAUAUGUUCACCUACACAAACAAGCAUGUGAAUAUCAAAUCAGACCAAAUAUUUGUGCUGCAUGUUUAGGCUAUAGCCUACAUGAUGUUUGGUUGUAUAUAAAAAACUGGUUGUACUGCAGGUUUAUUUCUUUAAUUCCCAUGGAAACUGAAAUGUAAUUUAGUUUUAACAAACGCUACAUUAAAUAAAGCACUGACU
Messenger RNA from Triplophysa rosa, 2605 nucleotides. RefSeq names its product somatostatin receptor type 2-like. The coding region runs from base 468 to 2438 and encodes 656 amino acids. The record is from RefSeq and is a predicted model, not a curated record. Gene Ontology annotation, molecular function: neuropeptide binding; somatostatin receptor activity. Gene Ontology annotation, biological process: neuropeptide signaling pathway; cell surface receptor signaling pathway; cellular response to estradiol stimulus. Gene Ontology annotation, cellular component: neuron projection; membrane. The transcript has 7 exons. Lineage: Eukaryota; Metazoa; Chordata; Actinopteri; Cypriniformes; Nemacheilidae.